UGUCUGUUCUUAGAAAUACUCAUUUAAAUUUGUCGGCUUUCUUGUGUAGCCAAUUUCAAGACUGGAUGUUAAUUACUUUUUUGUGAUUUCCGUAGCCUGAUUUUAUAUAUGUACUCACUGAUUGACUAUUAUUGUUAUUUAUUUUUUUUGUGUUUUAUUAGCUUGGUAGGUGUCAUACAAAAUAGUAGAUUAAGGUAACUACAUCUUCUACAUGUAUGUAUGCAUAUACACUAAUUAGGUGAUUAACCUAAUUAAAGCAGGAUUGAAGAAAACCAAGCUAAUCGAUCAAAAUACCAGAAGAGACCCGGCAAACAGUGGAGGCAGCUAAAUAAGCCUUUGAUGAUAAACACUUGAUUGUAACCUCUAUUGUCUGCAGACGAGGUCCGCACCGGCACGUACCGCCAGCUCUUUCAUCCGGAACAGCUUAUCACUGGCAAGGAGGACGCCGCCAACAACUACGCCCGCGGACACUACACCAUCGGCAAGGAGAUCGUCGAUGUCGUCCUCGACAGGAUCAGGAAACUCGCUGACCAGUGCACUGGUCUCCAGGGAUUCCUGGUGUUCCACUCGUUCGGAGGCGGAACCGGCUCCGGCUUCACGUCGCUGCUGAUGGAACGCCUCUCCGUCGACUAUGGCAAGAAGUCUAAGCUCGAGUUCUCCAUUUACCCCGCACCUCAGGUGUCGACCGCCGUCGUGGAACCCUACAACUCCAUCCUGACGACCCACACCACACUGGAGCACUCGGACUGCGCCUUCAUGGUAGACAACGAGGCCAUCUACGACAUCUGCAGGAGGAACCUCGACAUCGAGAGGCCGACAUACACCAACCUCAAUAGGCUGAUUGGACAGAUCGUGUCAUCGAUCACCGCGUCGCUCCGUUUCGACGGUGCCCUGAACGUGGACCUGACGGAGUUCCAGACCAACCUGGUGCCCUACCCCCGCAUCCACUUCCCGCUCGCCACGUACGCGCCCGUCAUCUCCGCCGAGAAGGCCUACCACGAACAACUCACCGUCGCUGAGAUCACCAACGCUUGCUUCGAGCCAGCCAACCAGAUGGUGAAAUGCGAUCCUCGUCACGGCAAAUACAUGGCCUGUUGUAUGUUGUACAGGGGUGACGUCGUUCCUAAGGACGUAAACGCUGCCAUUGCUACUAUUAAGACCAAGAGGACGAUUCAGUUCGUAGACUGGUGUCCAACAGGUUUCAAGGUGGGCAUCAACUACCAGCCCCCCACCGUGGUGCCGGGCGGUGACCUGGCCAAGGUGCAACGCGCUGUGUGCAUGUUGUCCAACACCACUGCCAUCGCUGAGGCUUGGGCCAGGCUUGACCACAAGUUCGACUUGAUGUACGCAAAGCGCGCGUUUGUCCACUGGUACGUAGGUGAGGGUAUGGAGGAGGGAGAGUUUUCCGAGGCUCGCGAGGACUUGGCAGCAUUGGAGAAGGAUUACGAAGAAGUAGGAGUCGACUCCACGGAGGGAGAACUCGACGAGGAGAACGAAUACUAGAGGAGAGACGUGAACGAUUGACUACAAACCUUCAUAGAAGAGAGAAUACUUGACUUGUCUUUUUAGUCGAUUAUGUACUUAAUCGAGCUUUGUGAUAUCUCGUGACUGGCAAUACUUUUGUAUCGAUAAAAUUGGAAUGCACACACAAAUAGACAAGCACUAAGGUCGAGUCGACUAACAAUAAAACUAUUAGUCGAUAACAGUUUGUACUCAACCGUUCUUGACAUGGAGUUUUAUAAUCAUAAUUAUUUUGAACUAAUGCCGUCAGUAAAAUGAAAAUUCUACAAUAAUAUUAGUAUAAGGGAUGCUGAAUUUUAUGAAUGCGUUAACAGUACAAACUUUGAGAAAAUAAACUUCCAAAAAAUGGAACGUUAAGUUUGGACGUCUGUGAAUGGGUAAAAUAUAUUUGCAUUUAUUAAUUUUAAAACAAAUUCGUGAUAAUCUAACAUUCUUGGAGUUAGAUGUAGUUUAUAUAAUUAAUGUAGGCUAACUUAUUGAGAUCUAAUUUUAUGCAUCAGAGAAGUGACUUGUGUGUUUGAGAAUCGUUUAUUUUUAAUGCACAAUAAAGAUUUUUACACAUAAAAA
This is a messenger RNA of Trichoplusia ni (cabbage looper), 2088 nucleotides long. RefSeq names its product tubulin alpha-1 chain-like. Gene Ontology annotation, molecular function: structural constituent of cytoskeleton; GTP binding. Gene Ontology annotation, biological process: microtubule cytoskeleton organization; mitotic cell cycle. The transcript is spliced from 8 exons. The coding region runs from base 610 to 1503 and encodes 297 amino acids. Gene Ontology annotation, cellular component: microtubule; cytoplasm. NCBI's taxonomy places the organism in Eukaryota, Metazoa, Arthropoda, Insecta, Lepidoptera, Noctuidae. The record is from RefSeq and is a predicted model, not a curated record.